UGUGUACCAGUGAGACCGCGGCGCUGUCAGGUGAGAGAGCGCUGCUGCAGGUCAUUGAGAGGCGCUUCACGUACACGGGAAUAUAAAAAAUAAAAUCACAUUUUGGAUCUCUUUGAGAGGCGAAAACGACAUCCCACUGCUUUACAACGCGAGCUCCGCCUGCUUCUCCAGGAUGUUCUCUUUGAGGAAAGGGUCUCAUAGGUAGCACUCAAUCAUCUUUGGACGGUGACGUGGAGAUGGUCACUUUGGCUGCCUUGCUGACAGUAUGCAUAUGGAUACAAACACAGACUGCUUCAGGACAGCACACAUGUGCUUCUACUCCACGCACGUCGCUGGAUUACACUGUAAAAUACUCCCUCCCCUAUUUCCAAACAGACAAACCCAUACAAAACAUAGCAGUGAGUGGGACUUUCGGAGAGAAUGGGGUGUAUGUUGCGAGCCAGAAUGUAAUAGAGGCACUUAAUUCUACUUUGGACAAGAUAUGGGAGCUAAAAACUGGACCUGUUGGCAGUGCUGAAUGUGAAACCUGUCAGGUGUGUGACAUAGAAGCAGAUCCUGGAGAUCCUGUGGAUACAGACAAUAAAGUUCUAGUUAUUGAUUUUGCUGUCUUUCCCAAUCCCUUUUUGUACAUCUGUGGGAGUACUCAUCAUGGGAUUUGUCAGGUCAUUGAUAUUGGCUUUUCAAAACCGGAGCCCAAGUGUUUAUAUAAAAAAGAGAACAAUUAUCCUACAAGCUGUCAGGACUGCCUGGCAAGCCCACUUGGCACCAAAGUCGCCAUCGUUGAACAGGGAUUCAUAUCACUCUUCUUCGUGGCAGCCUCUGUCAAUGGUGAGGUGGCACAGAGGUAUCCCAGGAGGUCAAUAUCAGUGAUGAGGCCACUUGCUACUGAAGACGGCUUUGAGCGGAUCAACAAGGGACUAACAGUGCUCCCGAGUCUGCAGGACACGUACAAGAUUGACUACAUCUACAGCUUCUCCACCGAGGACUACGUCUACUUUCUGUCCCUGCAGAGAGAAAACCCAUUGAGGAGCAACUCAGCUUUCCAGACUCGUCUUGGACGCUUGCCGAUUGCAAACCCUGAGGAGUGGAUGUACAAGGAGGUGGUCCUGGAGUGCAAGUACGACCGAAAAGGCAGGAGGAGGAGAAGAAGAGAGGCGCCCAGGAACAUAGUGUACAAUGGGCUGCAGGCAGCAUAUUUUGGGCCAGCGGCGGAAAAGUUGAUAAAGGAGCUGGGGUUGAAGAAACCGGAGAAUAUUCUGUACGGAGUGUUUGCAGAGGUGAACGAGAGCGGACAACCUCAGAAGAACUCAGCAUUCUGCGCCUUCCCUUUGUCUUUAGUGAACAAAGCCAUCAAUAAAGGUGUGGAUGCCUGCUGCACAUCAGGCACAGAGCAGCUGUCCAGAGGUCUCUGUCACUUCCAGCCAUGCGAGAGCUGCCCACAUGAAAGCUCCGAGGGUAAUGAAACGUGCACUAACAAACCCACUCUGGUGUCAAAGUCGUACUACAGACUGGACAUCUUCAACAGCCAGAUGAGAGACGUCCUAUUCACUGCUGUCCUGGUCACCACUUUUGAGGAUCAGACUAUUGGCCACUUUGGUACCUCAGAUGGACGGAUACUGCAGGUGAUUCUUAGUGUGAACGCGCCGAAUGUUUUCGCCAACUAUUCUCUUGAAGGAUCGGAAGUGUCCAGAAAUGCAGCUGUAUACUCUGAAGAUUCACUUCUCUUCGUAGUUGGAAAUAAGAUGUUCAAGGUGCCCACUACAGGUCCAGGGUGUACACAUUUUACGACAUGCUCCAAAUGUUUGGAGGCCCCACUCUUCAUGAACUGCGGCUGGUGUUCGGGAAUCUGCUCGAGGGAGCACGAGUGUGCCUCUCAGUGGAACAAAGACUCUUGUGCGCCUGUCAUAACAGAGUUUUACCCCAUGGUGGCUCCUGCCGGCGGCGAGACAGAGGUAACACUGUGUGGCUGGGAGUUUCGCUCCCCUCUGCCUCUUGGCAACAUAAGCAGGGAAACUCAUGUCAUCACAUUGGGCUCAGGGAUCUCUUGUGCUGUUGACCCUGAUAAGAGCAAUAGUGAAAAGCUGGUAUGCAAGAUCCAGGAGCACAGUCCGAACGAGAACCUCACCAUCACUCUGAAUGUGCACGAGGGGGGAGAGAAGGGCCACUACUCCAUCGAAGGCAUGGCUCAGAUUUCUGGCUUCUCUCUUGUGGAGCCCAGCAUUACAGAAAUUAGGCCUGACUAUGGCCCUGUGUUUGGAGGAACAACCGUUACCCUGACAGGCCAAUAUCUGAACUCUGGGAUACAGAGAGAUGUCUUCUUGGCUGACAAAAAGUGCAACAUCCAAAGCGCUCCUGAGGGAAGUGGAACUCUGUCCUCAAUCGUCUGCAACACAGAAGCUGCGGCAGGUGUGGGGAACGUACCUGUUAAAGUCUUGAUCGACAAAUUUCAAGUUAAGACAGCCAAGAAAUUUUUCUAUAAGAAAAACCCUAAUAUAGCCUCUGUACAGCCUCUCUGCAGUUUCCAAAGUGGCUCCAAGCUGGUGAUAGAAGGUCAGAAUCUUGACUCUGCACAUAAAACUGUGGUUCAGUACAUUUCGAGCUCGCCCCACCUGCAGCCACCUGAACAAGUCUGCAAUGGUACGAAGAAUGCAACCCAUAUGGAGUGCUGGGCCCCUGCUUUUCCUAAGGAAAUGCCAGAAGACAAGUCUGACACCGGAGUGAUUUUUAUCCACAUGGAUGGAGAAAGACAGAUCUGGAGAAGUGGUUUUAACUACCACCCCGAUAUCAAAGUCAUUCCGUUUGAACAUGAUGACAAUUUAUUACCUUUAAAACCAGGAGAUACAGAAGUUUCACUGCAUCAUAGAAAACUGAACAAAGUGAGCGCAUGCAUGAAGAUCGUAAUGACCAUUGCAGGUGUGAACUGCAACGCCGAGGUUCUUUCAAAUGAGCUCACCUGCAGGAUCCCUAAAGGCAUGGUUAUUCCCAGCGAGGGGUUACCUGUCAAGGUGUCUGUGAAUGGAGUCAUUCAUGAUGUGGGUACAGUAGUGAACGAUGACACCAACCAGGCGACUGUGAUCUCGGGCAUUGUGCUGGGCAUCCUGGCUGCUUUGGUAUUAGGUGCUAGCCUUGCAUUAGCGGUGAUGAUGCAUUUGAAGAAGAAAAAGAGAGCCAACAUAGAGAAUCGGUUAUCAACAAUGCUUUCACACAACCGCAUGGGCAGUGCCAAUAAUUCAUCCCCGACGGGCGACUAUAGACGAGUCGAUCUGUCCAGUCAAACAUCAGGCUCAGGAGGAAUGGCUUUUCACGGGUUAAUGUACGCUGCCAGCUACGAUCAUCUGGCCAUCCCUCUAAUGCCCCGAGACAAUCUCUCCAUGAUCAGUCUGAGUUCUGACCUUCUCGAGGAGGUCAAAGACGUCCUCAUCCCUGCUGACAUGCUCCGGAUCGAAGAUAGUCAGAUUAUUGGCAAAGGCCACUUUGGAACAGUUUAUCAUGGGUACCUGAUAGACAGCAGCAAGAAAGAGACCCACUGUGCUGUGAAAUCUUUAAACAGGAUCACAGAUUUGGGGGAGGUGGACCAGUUCCUCAGAGAGGGCAUCAUCAUGAAAGGUUUCCACCACCCAAACAUACUGUCUCUGCUCGGCAUCAUGCUGCCCAAAGAAGGACUCCCUCUGGUGGUGCUACCGUACAUGAAGCACGGGGACGUUCGUCAUUUCAUCCGCUCUGAGAAAAGGAACCCAACAGUGAAAGACCUGAUUGGCUUUGGGCUUCAGGUUGCAAAGGGUAUGGAGUAUUUAGCACAGAAAAAAUUUGUCCACAGAGACCUGGCUGCUCGUAACUGCAUGCUGGACGAAACCUUUACAGUGAAGGUGGCUGACUUUGGCAUGGCUAGGGACAUCUAUGACAAAGAGUACUACAGCAUUCAGGAUCACAAACGUGUGAAGCUGCCUGUGAAGUGGAUGGCCAUCGAAAGCCUGCAGACACAAAAGUUUACUACCAAGUCUGAUGUAUGGUCAUAUGGCAUCUUAAUGUGGGAGCUGCUGACAAGAGGUGCUAGCCCGUAUACAAAUGUGGACCCCUAUGACAUCACGCACUACUUACUGAAGGGGCGUCGUCUUCCUCAGCCACAGUUUUGUCCUGAUAGUCUCUAUUCUAUCAUGCUGACAUGUUGGGACCCGGAGCCUGAAUGCAGACCCAGCUUCAGAAGCCUGGUUUCAGAAGUACAACACAUCCUUUCCUGUCUCGAGGGAGAGCACUACAUCAGUCUGAAGGUGAACUAUGUCAACUUAGGCCAGCCGAGACCGUACCCUUCCAUGACUGGAUCUGCAGAUGAGGCUGAGGCCUCGGACUCUGAGGAGGAGGAGGAGGACUGUCAUGCUGCCAGCUGAGGGUGUCAAAACCCCAGGACUCUCUGGCAGGAACAUUGGAUUCGGUAUUUGAUUUGAAGAGCACACAAAAAGACUCCACCUUGGCCUGGAUCUAUUUUUAACAUCACAAAGAUUUUAAAUAAUGCCUGGAAGCCUAUGGAAGGUUUAGCUGCUGAUUUAAAAGACACUGCAGAAAGUUUCAAAUCCUAUUUGAGCAGAUGACUGUCCCCAUGACUGUUCUGGCUCUCCAUUAGCUCCAGAGCUCAUGCUGAAAGGCUGCAGGGAACUAUCCCAGGUGUCAGAGGAAAAAAUAAAGAGAAAAACAAGCAUUCACAGACAAACAUUCACACCUAUUUUAGUAGUCAUGGAGUUAUCAAUUAACCUCAACUUCAUUUAUUUGAACUCUGAAAGGAAGCUGAAGUAACUGGAAACAACCCAUCCAGGUACGAGGAGAACAUGAAGGCGUCAGCCAGCGGUAGGUUUGAACUCAGAACCUUUUUUCUCAGAGUUCAAAAUACAGACAGCAUGUUGAAAAUUGUUGUUUAUUUGUUCAAACAACUAAAGCACAAGUGUGAAAGAAAUGAAAUGAAUUUAAAAUGUGCUUUUGUUCUCAUAUUUAUAGACUAGGAUAUUGGGUUAUAUGAGACUAUCUCGUCAUCAUAUAAGACUGUUAGAAAAGGGGGCUUUAAAUGCUGAUAUGUGGUUGUGAACGUGUGUAAUAAUUGAACUAGUCUCAGAAGUACUCGGUCUACUCCGAUUUUGAACCACAGAUACUGAAAAGCUCUGCAGCCACUGAAUUAUACAUCGAGCUGUCAGUUGGCUCAGACGUCAGCUGAGGCUGACAAACAAAUGUAGUACAUCUCGUCACCACUAGAGGGCAACAAAUGCCUCCUGCUGAAGCAUGAGCUGCUUCUGCUGCAGUGAUGCUCUGCACUACAGCAGACAGCUCAGCACAAAGGUGUUACGCAAACAACACACCUAUAAUCAUCACCUCAGUGCAACUACGUCAGCAUAUCAUUCUGUCCAUGCCGCACAGUUUCCAGAAUCUCUUUCAUUUUCUGCAUUUGAUUGAAAUGAUCUCCACAAUAAAUCAGCCAAUCCAAGAUCUCAAUUCAUGCACUGAUUUUUUGUUUUAACUUAAACAGACAAUGCUUACAAAUAUAGUUUACUGACUAUCAAGCUUUCCACUGGGAUUCAUAGAUUUGAUGGUUUUCUCUCCUUCCAUACAAGACAAUCAUGAGUGGUUUUUUUUUCUUUGAUCUAUAUUGCACUGAAAAGAGUUUUGUACAGACAAAGAAAUGAUUGUCAAUACUUGCCUCUAAGAGUGUUAAGAACAUUAAAAGUCUUCCUACACUUGUUUUUCCUUGAAUGUGAAUUAAAUUCUAUCUUCUUUA
Messenger RNA from Labrus mixtus (cuckoo wrasse), 5758 nucleotides. RefSeq names its product macrophage-stimulating protein receptor-like. Gene Ontology annotation, cellular component: signaling receptor complex; membrane. The record is from RefSeq and is a predicted model, not a curated record. Bases 237 to 4385 code for a protein of 1382 amino acids. The transcript is spliced from 21 exons. Gene Ontology annotation, molecular function: transmembrane receptor protein tyrosine kinase activity; ATP binding; protein binding. Gene Ontology annotation, biological process: cell surface receptor protein tyrosine kinase signaling pathway; cell migration; nervous system development. NCBI's taxonomy places the organism in Eukaryota, Metazoa, Chordata, Actinopteri, Labriformes, Labridae.